Pelmatolapia mariae (spotted tilapia) is the source of this 1533-nucleotide messenger RNA. RefSeq names its product afadin- and alpha-actinin-binding protein-like. Gene Ontology annotation, biological process: intraciliary transport involved in cilium assembly. The record is from RefSeq and is a predicted model, not a curated record. Gene Ontology annotation, cellular component: ciliary basal body; centriolar satellite. The transcript has 7 exons. The coding region runs from base 1 to 1008 and encodes 335 amino acids. Lineage: Eukaryota; Metazoa; Chordata; Actinopteri; Cichliformes; Cichlidae.
AUGUAUAAGACUCUGCUGAGCAACUAUGACGCUCGCCAGAGAGAGCUCGUGCUGGAAAAUGCAGAGCUGAGAAAAGUGUUGCAGCAGAUGAAAAAAGACAUGGUGUCCAUUCUAAGUUCAAGAAAACCAGCUGCGAAAAGCGACAAACGUGAACACAGUGGUGUACAGGCCACAUCGGAGGAGGAAGAGGUGUUCGAUUCCAGUAAGGAAAGUGUCGAGCUUUAUUGCUUUCAUGCCCGGGAGAAACUGACCAACAGUAUUCGCCUCCAGUGGAGAAGACUUAAGAGCCACGUCGAAAGACUGGACAGCCAAGCAUCCUUGGUUCAGAUGGUGGAAAGCAAAAACACUGAUGCUGUUCCACAAGAGACUCAGGAGGAAGAGAUGGACAGACUAAAGCUGGAGAUCCAGCAGUGCAAAGACUUUAUUCAAACACAGCAGCAGCUUCUACAGCAGCAGCUAAGCUCUCCAUGUGAUGAGGAAACUGCAUCCCUGCUAAGCAAUUGCUACGUGCUUCAAGAGAAGGAGCGCCUCGGGGAGGAGUGGAAGACUCUGGAGGAGCAGAGGAAGAUCUUUGAGAGGGAGAGGAAGAACUUUACAGAGGCAGCCAUCAGACUGAGCCAGGAGAGGAAGGCCUUUGAGGAGGAUCGAGCAACAUGGCUCAAACACCAGUUUUUAAACUUGAGUCCAUUUGCAGACUCAAAGAAAACCCCUUUGUUAAAAUCUAAAAGUGCCUUUUUGAUAUCUGAAACAGAGGCGGCUGCGACGGUGGCUCCAGAAAAGCUCAUCAAAUGUCAUUCAGACACAGCCUCCCCCACACCCAGGUGUGUCCCGCUCACGUCAGCUUCCACGCUUUGCCUUAUCCCAGAAAACAGCUCAGUGCAACCAAAGACAAACGGGGAACUUGUGGAGGAAUCGAGCAUGUUUUGUGGAGAUGUUUUCGUCCAGCACCAACAGUGGGAGUACAGCGAGGACCACACACUCUCACAGGAGAAGAACAGCUCCAUCUGAAGCCAAAAACUCCUCUAUCACUUGAAUCAGACUUAUCAUUAAUGUCCAGUGUUUAUGUCUCACAUAUGCGUCUGAUGGGUGGAGGCCAAAGGCCCACAGAUGGACUGUAAAAUGAUUAAACAGCUUAAGAAGGAAAGAGCGUUAAGAGUGACGUUCUGGUUUGCUGGAUCUGAUGGUUUCUUCUGUAUUAAUGUACUGCAUAUAGUAUGUAGUUAGUUUAUUUAUUUAUGGUACUGUAAAUCAUGAAUUGGCAUAUCUUACAUUUAGAUGCUGCUGAUUCAAUGCAAUAUGUGACUGGGUAAAUCAAAUCAAGUAUGCCGGCUCUCUGUUUACAACACUGAGAAUGUGACUGAGUGACAGCUGCAUUUUUCCAGUAAAUGUUGCUGUUAGGUUUAUAACAGGUAGUAUAUCUGCUGCUUUUGAAUAGGAAGAAUGUAACAUCUUGCACAAUUUACAUAUUAUGUAGAAGAUAGUGACUUUAGACCACUGUGAUGUUAAUAUGAUUUGUCAUGAAACAAUUUGUUU